CAUCCAAUCCCCGUGGACAGGACCGCGGCUCUGACUCAGUUCCUUUCCCCGCUCUUGAGCGCCCGGCGAUGCGGUGCUGAGCAGGCGUGAGCAUCGUGAAGGACACACGGACGGACGCAUUUGCCCGCUACGGAAGGAAAUCAAGGAAGUUCUUCUAAUGUUCCAUCAGCUGAGCUCCUCGCUUUAACCCCACCAGGUGGUUCUCGCUUCAACAUCAUGCUGCACCUCACCCUGUUCCUCCCUCUCCUGUUCCUCUCACUCUCCCCUGCAGGUGCUUCAUUUAAUGGAGCGAUACCGGACUUUGGAGAUGAAUCCACAGGUUACGGGCCAGUGUUUGAGGAGCAGCCAGUGGAUUCCAUCUACCCUGAGGAGUCCCCCGAGGCCAAAAUCACUCUAAACUGCCGGGCUCGAGCCAGUCCACCUGCUGUAUACAAGUGGAAGAUGAACAACAUGAAAAUUAAUUUCAGUGAAGAGGGCAGCCACUACAGUUUAGCAGGCGGCAACUUGGUCAUCAGCAACCCCAUUAAAAGCAAACAUGAAGGGAAUUAUUCCUGUAUGGCUUCCAAUAAGUACGGCACAGUCAUCAGCCGAGUGGGCUCGGUCCAGUUUGGAUACCUCGAUCUUUUCUCAUCAGAGGAGAGAGAGACUGUGAAAGUCAAAGAGGGACAGGGGGCAGUGCUGCUCUGCGCUCCCCCACCACGUCGUCCAGCCGAGCUGUCAUUCCGAUGGAUCCUCAAUGAAUUCCCCACCUUCAUCCCUCUGGACAAAAGGCGUUUUGUCUCCCAGUCCAAUGGUAACCUUUAUAUCUCCAAGGUGGACUCCACAGACGCCGGCAACUACUCCUGCAUUGCGUCCAGCCCGUCCAUUUCCAAGAGCGUUUUCUCCAAUUAUAUCCCCCUUGUGCCUCAGGCUGAACGUCCCAUCAGAAAAUACCCUGCUGACCUCAAUGUCAAGUUUUCUGACACCACUGCUCUGGUGGGGCAGAAUAUCACCUUGGAAUGCUUCGCUUUGGGGAACCCUGUCCCUGAGAUCCACUGGAGGAAGAUAGAUGGACCAAUGCCACACUAUCACGAGGUGCGGGCGGGAGGUGCUCAGCUGCACCUGUACAAUGUGCAAUUUGAAGAUGCCGGCACCUAUCAGUGUGAAGCAGUAAACUCAAGAGGAAAGGACUACAAUGCUGCACGUGUGUUUGUAGAAGCUUUUCCUGAGUGGCUAGAGCACAUCAGCAGUACAGAGCAAGAUCUCAGCAGCAAGUACACUAUGUCCUGCAUAGCCAGUGGCAAACCUAAACCACGCAUCCACUGGCUAAAGAAUGGAGAACCGCUUGACAGAAAAGAGAUGACAUUCAGCAGCUUGAGGUUUGAUGAUUCAGGGAUGUAUCAGUGCAUAGCAGAGAAUCGCCAUGGAGCCAUCUAUGCCAGUGCAGAACUGCGUGUGUUUGCCUGUGCUCCCACAUUUGAACACAACCCUGUGAAGAGAACCCUGGCAGCUAGAAACGGCCGGGUGGUGAUCGAAUGUCGACCCAAAGCAGCCCCAAAGCCGACCUUCUCCUGGAGCAAAGACACCGAGCUGCUCUCAAACUCUACCAGGGUUUUCAUCUGGGAGGAUGGGAGCCUGGAGAUCCUGAACGUGACGCAAGCAGAUGAAGGCAGGUAUACCUGCUUCGCCGAGAAUGACCGGGGAAAGGCCAACAGCACGGGCUCUCUCGUGGUUACAGACUCCACAAAGAUCACCUUGCCACCAUCCAAUGCUGAUGUUAAUGUGGGUGAGAACGCCUGGAUGCAGUGUGCUGCAUCACAUGACCCCUCUUUGGACAUCACCUUCAUUUGGUCCCUCGAAGGCCGGAUCAUUGACCUACACAAGAACAGCCGACAUUAUGAACGCACCCCGAAUGGGAGCUCAAAUGGUGAGCUGCUGAUUAAAAAUGCCCAGUUGGAGCAUGCUGGACGCUACACCUGCACCGCACAGACCCCCGUUGACAACAUUACCGCCUCUGCCGACCUGGUUGUCAGGGGUCCCCCCGGUGCCCCGGCUGGGGUGAGAGUGGUAAACAAAACUGACAAGAGUGUAACGUUGCAGUGGAGCCGAGGAACAGACAACCACAGCCCUAUCUCCAAAUAUAUUAUCCAGUACAGGGACUCCUUAUCAAAUGCUGCCUGGAAGAAUGCCACUACAUCUCCUGCAGAUGUAGAGGGAAAUUCAGAGCUAGCCACGGUGGUGGAUUUAUUCCCCUGGACAGAAUAUGAGUUCAGGGUGAUUGCCACCAACUUUCUGGGGACAGGAAGGCCAAGUAUCCCAUCACCUGAAGCCAAAACCCUGGAAGCAAUUCCUGUGGUGGCGCCCUCGGACGUAGGUGGGGGUGGAGGGACUAGCAGAGAGCUGACCAUCACAUGGACGCCUGUACAGCCAAAAUACUACUAUGGUCCCGAUUUUGGCUACAUCGUGGCUUUCAAACCUAAACACGAGAACCAGUGGAGAAGGGUGAUAGUAGCUGACCCGCAGGCCAACCGCUAUGUCCACAGAGACUCCUCCAUCUAUCCUGCGACAGAGUUUGAAGUCAAAGUCAAAGCGUUCAAUAGUGAAGGAGAGGGACCCUACAGCCUAAGAGCCAUCAUUUAUUCUGGACAGGAUGCUCCAUCUGAAGCCCCUACAGGUGUAGAGUGCAAAGUUCUCUCUGCCACAGAAGCCACCGUGUGGUGGCUGCCCCUCUUACACAGCAAUGUAGAUGGCUACCAGGUUAAGUACUGGAGGAAUCAUGAAGAUAGUGAGGGUACGGCUCAGAGGGUGGUGGUUCCUGGUAGGGAGAACCACACCAGACUGGAGGGUAUGCAGCCUAACACCCAUUACCUUGUUGAGAUUCGGGGCUACAGCUCUGGAGGAUAUGGACCGCCCAGCGAGCGCCUCGAGUUCUACACCAAGAAACCCCCUCCAAGUCAGCCCCCCAGAAUCAUAGGUAAAAGGUUAAAGGGCCAGUCAGUAAACAUUGCCUGGGAACAUGUUGAACCUCUGGCUGACGAGGCAGCAAUAAAUAGUUACAAAGUGCUGUACAGGCAGCAAGGCCACUCCACUGGAACUCUGUACACAACAACUAAGCAGAACAUAGACCUUCCCCUGCCUGCAGAUGGGAACUAUGUGGUGGAGGUCCGGGCACACACAGACGGAGGAGACGGGGCUGUGGUCAAAGUCGACAUCACAGCUGGGGGUGGGGUGGCUGCCCAGUCUCUCAGUGUACUCUCCCUGCUCCUGGUGGUUGUCCUCUGCCUGAACCUCUGAAUGUAGCGUCAUCUUUGUCUUCACUUCCUGUGAAGAAGACUCUUUAUGGUUGACCCGUGUAAGGACUCUGGGACUGUCCACAAUCUUUUGGUUCCACCCCGUAACCUGGGACGUCGUAUUCCAACUCUUCCCCUCUGGAAUAUAUUUGUGGAAAAAGACAGAAAUGGAAAAAAAAAUUGGAAAUGGACAAAGACAUCCCUUAUUUAUCCACAAAAAGCCUCUUUGGAGGAGUGUCAAAGGAGUUCUGUCAACUUUUUAAAUAUGCCUUAUAUAAAUGAUUGCACUUAUCAUUCACAGUAACGGAUCAUGACUCAAAGUGUGAACGUUAAGCUUCUCACAGGUUGGCUGUUUCUAGGGUUUUUAAAAUGUAGGCUUCAUUUGAUCUGUGACAUUUAGAAAAAUCUGUCCUGCAGUGCAUUCCAUAUGAUGAACAAGUAGCUGUGAAGGAUAAGUGUACCAGUUUAUAAAAAUGUCUUUGUCUUUCUUUACUUGCAGUUCAGUGGUAUUUCUAUUGUUUUCUUUUCUAAAUGAAAUGAAGCACAUCCUCUGUUACAGAGAUACAGUCAAAGCAAAUCUCACAUAAUAAUUGAUUUCAUAACAAGCAUUAUAGAGAAAAGAGCAAUUUAUGUCAUGCUGAAAUGAUAUAUCCAAUAACUGAUAUUGUUUUGCCAUCUAAUAUACUGUGGAUGUUAUGAAGAAAAAUAGAUUGGUUCGACCUGCAGUCUGUGCUUAUUUCCAAAUCAUAACAUUAGCUCUAUUGAUAGAGUACCACUGUAAAAUUGUGUGCACGCUGACGACGUUACAAAAUCAGGUUGGUUGAAAUGGUUAAAAAAUGUUUGGGCACACGGAUCCAUGUUGGCAAAGCUGAAUGUAAAAGCGAACCAUGGGAACACAAAAUAAACAUAUCAAACAUGCAGGUACAAAUACAAAACUGCAGCAAACAUGUAACAGUAGUUAUUUUGAUUGUUUGCCACCUGUGGUUAUACUUGUACAUCUGUGUAGUGAUCGAGGCUUUGCCACAAUAUCUGGGUCAGUGUUUGAAACCCAUGCUGAAAACUGCUCCAUGUUACCGAGCUAAAACUAAAUUAAGAGUGCUUUUGUUUUGACUGUAUCAUUAGGACCUCUGUGGUACCAGCUGGUGCUUUGUGAAGAAUGUUGGCGUUUUUAUUUAGUGUAAACAUUUCGAUUUCGUCUCUCUCGUUUAUGGCUUUGUGUGAGAGUCACUAUUAACAGUUACAGUGAACGGUAGCGACGCUCAUGCCCUCCAAUAAUUGUGCAAUGUCUGAUUCAUCUGUGGCUAUUUUAUAUUUUCUAAUAAGACAACUUGCCUAGCUCCUACAACAGUGAUUUACUAUAUUUCAUUUUUCAUUAUCAUGUAUUAACAUAAGAUAAGCAAAGCCAUCCAUGUCCUCGGCAAGAGCCCAUCCAAAGCUCAUGAUAUUGUUUCCAUUACGUUAUUUUUGUCUUUUUUAUUAACAUGUAAUCAGAGAUAUAUGAACAUUAUCAACUGUUGUCAUCUUUGUUUAUGAUUAUUAUAUUUGUAUGUCUUGGCCCACCUCUGGUUGGACAGUUCAAAGGUUUAUUUCCCUCAACAACAAAUGCUGCGUUUUGAAUUCCUCUGAUUCACUUCUUGAGUGACUGAUGCUGGCCAUGCUUCCACAUUGUGACUAUUAUCAACAUCCACCACAAAGUGCUUUUGCCAGUUUUCCUUCAUGCGACAGAUCAUAAAAAGAGUUGCCAAAUGCAUGAACGCCUUGAACUUUGACAUUUUGGCUGAAGCAGUGGCUCUACAUUCUAACAUGCAUGAUAUUGGAGACAACGUGAACAUUACUUUGCAACAAAUCAACGUCAUAGAGACUUCUCAACCUCUGUGCUUCAUAUGAAUUACAUUCCAUUACUGAGUGACAUCCCUUUACAUCAGAAACAGUAUAGAUCUAAGCCUAAUAUGUGCAUUAGCUGUUAAGCUUCAUUAAGCCAGUCAUUUCAUAUGAAGUCUUGGGGAGAGACUUUAGAGAGAAAAUCUUACGCUGACUAAAGGAAUCUCACUCAUUAAAGUUCAGAAAUGGUCCUGCAGUCUCGUACACACAAUGGUUGGGAUUUGAUGGCAUCACUGGUGGCUGUGGCAGCGUGUUUGGCUGUUUGCUGACGUUCAGUGCUUCGCUGGACACAAACGGCACAUUGUGAGGGCUGAAACUGGAACCUCUCAUUGGCUGGACAAAGAACAA
Toxotes jaculatrix (banded archerfish) is the source of this 5498-nucleotide messenger RNA. RefSeq names its product contactin 1a (gene cntn1a). The coding region runs from base 217 to 3273 and encodes 1018 amino acids. NCBI's taxonomy places the organism in Eukaryota, Metazoa, Chordata, Actinopteri, Toxotidae. The transcript has 24 exons. The record is from RefSeq and is a predicted model, not a curated record. Gene Ontology annotation, biological process: cell-cell adhesion; brain development. Gene Ontology annotation, molecular function: cell-cell adhesion mediator activity.